Capsicum annuum is the source of this 564-nucleotide messenger RNA. RefSeq lists its product as uncharacterized. The transcript has a single exon. Lineage: Eukaryota; Viridiplantae; Streptophyta; Magnoliopsida; Solanales; Solanaceae. The record is from RefSeq and is a predicted model, not a curated record. Bases 1 to 564 code for a protein of 187 amino acids.
AUGUUGAAGAAGAUCCUAGCUAAUCAGACGCAGUUUGCUGCAGAACUAAAAAAUUUGCAAGUGGCUACUAGAAGUUUAGAGUUUCAAGUGGGGCAAAAUCAGAAAACAUUGAAUACUAGGCCACAAGGUGGGUUGCUAGCUGACAUAGAAACUCCAAAGCAGGUUAUGGCAAUCACAUUAAGAAGUGGUAAGGAACUUGAAGGAAAACCUCCCAAGGCAAUAAAGAAGGCAGAUGCUCAUGUGGUGACUCAAAAUGUAGAUAACAAAGUUGCUGAAAAUUCAAGGAAGUCUGAGUACUUGAAUGAAAAAGUUGCUGAACCGGAAGUGAAGCAGAUGCCGCCACUACCUUUCUCUCAAAGGCACAUAAAAGCGAAAGAGGAUACCCUGUUCAAAAAGUUCAUUGAUACAUUUAAAGAGCUUCAUAUUAAAUUACCUUUGCUAGAUAUUUUGCAUAGUACGCCCAAGUAUGCAAAGUACUUGAGGGAUAUGGUUGCGAAGAAGGUGAAAUUGCAGGAUAUGGGAGCAAUAACACUUACUGAAGAGUUUAGUGCAGUGAUGAAAUAG